GUCAGUGUGCUCUGCUCUCCCUGUGGCUGCAGCGCGUCGACGCAUUGUUGCAGAAGAACCAGGAGGAAAAAAAAAGUCCCAUUGUUGUUGCGAACUUUUUAAUCUGGAGAUUUAAAUCACAUCACAUGCUCAGACGGAGGCAGCGGGCGCUCAACGAGGAAAAACACAGCAAACACUGAUUCUGGACAGGACAAAGUUUUCAUCCUGGACCUGGAAGGACACACGGCAACUUUUUAUUAACACGCUGCGAUGGGAGUUUAAGAUCCGUGGUUUUUAAAGAGCUGGAACCAGCAGAGAUUUUUUCUUUGGUCAGAAUAUAACGUGAAAGCUGGAUUUUCAGCACAAACAUGACGCACACGUACAGCCAGCGGUCUCUCAUUGUCCUGUCUCUGCUGGGGAUUUUAUCCGCCAUUAUGUCUGUUUUAUCGGUCACCUUGAUUUUCCAGCUCCACUCUCAACGGGCGUCCGUGAAGGACUCUCCCCCCUCCACGUCCACGCUGAUGCCCGCUCAUUUGUGGACCGUCCUGCUGCCGGUGUCCACGGUUCUCUGUGCUCUGUCCCUCACCCUCCAUCUCUGCUCUGUGGUGGUUUGUCUCCUGCACAGUUACUUCUGCACAGAAGUCUGCAGAGGAGAGCAGGACACUGACAGAGCAGACUGGUUCCUUUUAGACAGCAGAGCUGUUCGACACGUGGCUGUUGGACUGUUCUGCCUGGGUGUUUCUGUUUAUCUGGCAGCAAUGUCCAUCUUCAUGCUCCUAACAUUUGAGGUGGAGACGGGUAUAGCCAGUGCCUGUGUCCUCGCUUCAGGAAUCCUGAUUUUGCUGCUGGUUGUAAUCCACUCUCUGGUCAAAGCUGCCUGUAGCAGUAAGCACCAUCACAGAGACCACCUCGACACGCUCUUCCAGAACGACCACGGAAGAGGCAACACGCCCGUGUCUCGGCCCUGCGAGCUCAAUAUCGGCGUGGACAAACCACGAAUGCACCGCAGCCAGUCUCACCUCCAACAUCAGCUCUCCUACACUCAGCGAGAGCAAUACCAGCAACAGCAGUGUUCUCCUGCUAGAGGCUCACAGGGCCUUGCUAGUGACAAAGAUGGCUACAGCAGUGGUGGAAGCUGCCCCCGAAUGCACAGGACCCUGUCUACUGAAUCUGGUAUACUACAGGCCCAGGCUAAACCCUGGAAUGGAGUCAACAAUGAGAUGAGGAGUGUCCUUGCCCGCAAGUCAGGGAUUUCUGCUAAAGAUUCUACUCUUGUGUGACAGAAAGAAAGCUAAUCUUUUGGGUAAACCGAUAGGUUACGCACUGGUGACUUUCAUGUACAGUAUAUCAAAAAACACUACAUACAACAGUCAUUUCAAAUGUACCUGUCAAUCUGUAGUGUCUUGCACUCAUGCUUAUUCUUACUGAUUAUACAGUAGACAACACUGAACCAAGAUUGACAAACAUUUCCCAUUUAUCUGCUGAUUUCUCCAGUUGGGAUUAUAAAGCAUUCGGACAUAUUUUGUAUAAAUGGUAGUGUUUUUUUAUAUCUUGACAAAAGAAUUGCUGUAAUAAUGUAAAUACUUUAUUUACACUAUACAUGGUAGCUUUUUGCCAAAUAUUUGAACUCAAUGUGCAGAUGUGUUUUGUUCCUGUAAGUUUCUGUAAAAUAUGAUUGAAUUUCAAAGUAGAAUGACUUUGAACAAUGAAAUUUGAUUAAAACGAUCUAAAAAUGUU
Molecule: messenger RNA, 1716 nt
Organism: Solea senegalensis (Senegalese sole)
Lineage: Eukaryota; Metazoa; Chordata; Actinopteri; Pleuronectiformes; Soleidae
Gene: tmem221
Product: transmembrane protein 221
Exons: 3
Coding region: 348-1259 (303 amino acids)
Source: RefSeq, a predicted model, not a curated record